Lucilia sericata (common green bottle fly) is the source of this 1297-nucleotide messenger RNA. Its product is annotated as odorant receptor 49a-like. The record is from RefSeq and is a predicted model, not a curated record. Gene Ontology annotation, molecular function: odorant binding; olfactory receptor activity. The transcript has 4 exons. NCBI's taxonomy places the organism in Eukaryota, Metazoa, Arthropoda, Insecta, Diptera, Calliphoridae. Gene Ontology annotation, cellular component: plasma membrane. Gene Ontology annotation, biological process: detection of chemical stimulus involved in sensory perception of smell; sensory perception of smell. The annotation marks the transcript as partial.
AUCGUUGAUAAAAUGUCACCAACUAGAGCAAAUCCUUUGUUAACACAAAAAACUUUUCAAGAUUUUUGUGAUUUACCAGAUUCAAUAUUGUCUAGCAUUGGUUACGAUUUGAUAAAUAAACCCCAUACGAUUUGGUUGGUUGUUCUUAAAAAGUGUUAUUUUGUUGCAGCAUUUUUGUCUCAUCUCUAUAUUUGCGUUUACAUUACGAAAGCUAUGUUCAACAUGAUUCUUUCCGAUGAUUUCGAAUUGGGUUUAUUGCUGCGUUUAACUUCUGGCUUCAAUUAUGCCCUGUUUUCGAUAAUGAAAUCGACAACGUUUUUUUGGAACAUCAAAGAGUUUAUGGAAAUCUAUAAAGCUCUUAAAGAAAUAUUUCCCAAAAUUCGCAAAGAAAAGUUAAGCUUUAGAGUGCGCGACUAUUUUUGGCCAAAAUGGAUUUUAUUUACAGUGUAUUUUUAUAUUGGAGCUGUUGCAUUUAUUGCAACUUCACCUCUAAUGGAGGGUAUUAUUUUGUAUAUUGUAAGUGUAUUUAGAGACGGUUGGAGUCGUGCGGAAUUUGGUUAUUUCAAAUUAUACGAAAUAGAAUAUAGCUUUGAUCAUCAUAGUGUAAUUGCUUAUAUAAUUACCUAUGGGAUGGAACUAAUGCAUGCACAUUUUAUGGUAAUGUUUAGUAUUUGUUCUGAUAUCUGGGUGCUUUGCUUUACUCUACAAUUAUGCAUGCACUUUGACUAUAUCGCUGGGAAGUUGGAAAAUUAUGAACCAAAUGAAAAGGAAUUUGUAAAAGAUCGGGAAUUUAUUGCCGAUUUGAUUAAAAGACAUCAAAUAUUAUUGAAUAUUGGUGAUGGCUUAAAUUCCGUUUUUGGUGGCUUACUUCUUUUAAUGCUAAUGUCAAUUGCUGCCACACUUUGCUGCGCCGGGGUUUAUACUUUAACCCAGGGUUUGGGCCGAGAAUUUAUAGAAUAUGUGGCAUUUCUACCCAUUGUAGUUGGUCAAUAUUUUUUGGUUUGUUAUUAUGGUCAGCAAUUGAUUAUAAAGAGUUAUAGUGUAGCUGAUGCCGCUUAUAAUCAUACUUGGUACAAUGGUUCCAAACCGUAUAAAAAAUCAAUUUUUAUUAUUAUAAUGCGUUCUCAGAAGGAAGUGGAAUUAAAUGCUUUAGGCUUUCAACCAAUAUGUUUGGAAGCUUUUAAAAUGGUUAUGGGAGUAACUUAUAGAGUAUUUGCUUUGUUAAAGGAAACUAUGUUUUAAAAGAAAGAUCAAACUAUAUUUUACAUAUUCACAAAUACCUUUAGAUAGUUUUAUG